AUAAAAAGAAAAGGAAAACAGAAAGAAAUAAUAAUAAAGAAGAAGCUGAGGCCUGAGGGUAACGGCUCAAAGAAAGCUAAACAACAACAGCCAGAGAAAGUAACUGACAAACCCACCAGAUACGGCCACCGCCGGGGACGACCGAACGGGCAUAGAUUUCACAGGCAGCUCUCCCAUAUGGGUGCUUCAGAAGAACCGAGAUUUUCUGUCUUCUUAGGUAAUGGAGGGAGGGGGUAAAGAAAACGAAGCGAAAGAAGAAGGUGAGAAGGAGAACAAAGUUAAUGUUGAUGUGAAGGAUGCAGAGAAACAGGAAGUGGGUCUUCAAGAAAAAACUGCUGAAAGCUCUACUGGAAGAAGAUUCAAUGUGUCCAGAUUGAGGAAUUUGAACCCUUACAAUCCUCUAAGGAUAGCCUUUCAGGGUGCUCGAGUUCCAAAUCUCUCCCGACCGCCGGUUGCCUCCCGGGUUGCAACUCCCUCUCCUGCACAGACUGCACCGACGCCGACCCCACAGCCACAACAACCGUUCAAUACACUGAGUUCAAGGUCUUACACGAACCGAAUCUCUCUGUUUCUGUUUCUUCUGCACAUGGUUGCAGCAGUUGGGCUAGUUUUUUUUCUUGGAUACAAGGCAGUUCAAGGGCUCUUGAAAACAAAUAGCACUCAAAGAAGAGAGAAACGGAUACUAGAGUUCUGGUUGCCACAGGUUGAAGUCUCAGCGAUUCUAAGCAUUUUUCUUGCCUUUGUAUGGCAAAAGGCAGUUAGGGAAUGGCCUCAAAUCAUGGUUAGGGUCAUACUAUGGAGCUGCUUUGUGACAUCGCUGGCUGCAGGGAUUCUUCUGCUUUGCUUCCAGAGGGCAACUACAGACGUCGUCGGAGUUGCCUUUAUCUGCUUCGCAGUCGGUAAUGGCCUCUAUGCUUGUUGGGUUUCUCAUAGAAUUGGUUUCUGCGCAAAAGUCUUCGUAAAAUCACUCGAACCAGUCCCGAAAUUCUCUGAUCUCAACCAACCUACUUACUGGAUGCUGGGUAUUGGAUUCAUGUGGAUUACUCUCUGGGUUGUAGCAGUGAUUGGAGCCCUGAAUUUCUACUUUCCCCCCUUGAUCGUGAUUGCACUGUUCUUGAGCUUAGCUUGGACGGCUGAAGUGAUGAGAAAUGUAUCCAAUUUGACAGUUAGUCGGGUUAUAGCUCUAUAUUAUCUUAGAGGAAUGCAGUCAAACACCCAAUGUUGCUUCCAAAGAGCGAUGACUAGGAACCUUGGAAGCGCUAGUCUGGGUUCCCUCUUUGUGCCAGCAAUCGAAGCUCUGCGAAUUGUCGCUCGGGGUCUCAAUUUGCUCGAAGGCGAAGAUGAGUUCAUGUUCUCUUGUGCCCAUUGCUGCCUCAGAGUCAUGGAGAACAUCUUCAGAUAUGGCAAUGGCUGGGCUUAUGUUCAGAUAGCUGCAUAUGGAAAGGGGUUUGUUCAGGCAUCACAGCAGACAUGGGAGCUGUUUGAGAAGCAAGGGAUGGAAGCCAUCGUAGACGCCGACAUGACCAGCGCAGUUUGCUUCCUGACCGGAGUAUGCAGCGGGUCCAUCUGCGUGCUUUCCACCGCAUCGUGGACUUGGGCGGUCCACAAGGGCUUCACUGCCACUGUUUCGCUCCUGACCUUUUUCAUCGGAUACCUCUUGACUCGGAUCGGCAUGGCAUUGCCACAGGCUUGCGUUAGUUGUUACUACGUCUGCUACGCCGAGAACCCCCAGAACCGGCUAUUUGACAGGACCAUCCAGGACCGGAUCGAGAUGAUAAAAUCCGGCCAAGAUGUCGUCGUGCCGACUCCCCGAUUUUCAAUUCCUCGUCGCUUCACGGUAUAGAGCGUCAUCUAAUCGAACCAAGCCGAGUUUUUGAAGGAUCAGUGUCGUGGGUCCCAAUCGAUUCGAACCGUGGGCUCGCCAACUGCCAGCCCUUACUAAACCGGUUCGAGCUAGCCCCACUAAAUUGAGACUGUGAGAUCCCUAACAACAUGGUGGUGGUGACACUGAUCAUGAUGAUGAUUGUGACCGUUGAUUCGUUACUGGAUCUUAUGGAUCGUGGAAGGAAGAGGAGGGACCCACUACAAAAACAAGAUUGUCUUGAUGUCCUUUCUUUUGUAUUAUACACAGAGAUUCAACCUUCGAUGUAAUUAGCCACUUUGUUAUUUUAUUAAUUUUUUAUAUCUCCGAUAUGCGAUCAGCUGCUGGAGUUCGGAUCAGCUGUCGGUCGUCUUUGGUCAAGAAAUGGUCUCUCUCUCUCUCUCUCUCGAGGGUCCAUGUCUAGGGUUUACAUGGGUCAGAAUAGCCCUUGGAUUGAGAUUUUUUCUUCCUGUGAUCAGGAUUCAGGACCGAUAAAGAUAAAAGAUUCUAAUCCAUGAGUUUUAUGGGCA
Molecule: messenger RNA, 2391 nt
Organism: Nelumbo nucifera (sacred lotus)
Lineage: Eukaryota; Viridiplantae; Streptophyta; Magnoliopsida; Proteales; Nelumbonaceae
Source: RefSeq, a predicted model, not a curated record